AUGCUUCUAUACGUGCUUUUGCUGCUGCCAUUCAAUGCUGCCAGUGUCCGCCCCGUCGAUCUGCUCUAUCCGGCCACGGGUCCAAACGGUGGAGUCGCUGCCAAGCCUGCCAAAGCUCGCUGA
Plenodomus lingam JN3 is the source of this 123-nucleotide messenger RNA. NCBI's taxonomy places the organism in Eukaryota, Fungi, Ascomycota, Dothideomycetes, Pleosporales, Leptosphaeriaceae. The record is from RefSeq and is a predicted model, not a curated record.